AUCCCUGUGAUGGACUAAAGGUGUGAGGAGGAAGAAAGAGUGGGAGUGGGUGAUGGGGGUGUCUACAUAAGGUUUGCCUGCCUUGAAGGUGAGAAAGUCUAUUAACAGCUGGUGGUGGAGAUUAUCAAGUUCAGACAGCCACUCCCUGGAGGAAUGUACAUAUGUUACAUAAAGACUGCACUGGGGCCAGUGUUGAACAGCAUCAUGACUCGAGCUGACUCAUAGGAUGUGGCAUAAGAUGGAUGGGGGACCGUGAUUUACAUUGUCUACAAAGAUUUGUAUCCACACAGAACAGAAGGAGCUGCAGACAACAAGACUGGAACAUGGAACCUGAUGUGAUGUUUUUGAAAAGGAUUUCCUUCCUGUUUGGAUUCUGACUUGUGUUGACUAGUGUUUUGAUUUUCCUCAGCUGUGUCUGUGAGUGGAUUCUAAUGAGGACCAAGGGAAACCAGUACAGUAAGCCUUACAGUCCAGAGAUUUUCAUACUUCUCUGCUGCCUGUCCUGCUGUGGUUUUGUUCCAACCGGGAAAGCAGCAUGGAUCUGUCCCAGGACCAGUCAUCGGAAUGGAGCUCAGUCCAGCCCAGCUUCUCUCCACUGCUGCAGCACGACGGCUCUCAGGAAAGACUCAACCGCACCUACAGCUUUCACAGCUCUAUAAUGCUGCCCUCCACUUUCAGCUCACCCACUGCCCCUCUCCAUCAACCUCUGCCCUCUCUGCUGCCCUCCUCCCUCAUUCCUUAUUCAUCUAUAAUCUCUUCCCCUUUAUUCUCUACCACUUCGAGCUCAUCCUUACAACAAACAUCCACUUUUGUCUUCCAAGCCUCCUCGUUUCCUCUGUCUCUGCCCACCUUUUCUUCUAACGACUUGGCAGAUCUGGAGAGCAUGCUGCUCUGGACUCUCCAUGAGCCCAGCACAAUCGCUCUGAGCAUCAUGUACUGUCUGUCUUUCAUUUUGGGAUUUGUUGGGAAUUUAAUGUCCCUGCGCGUCCUCACCAACAGGCGGAGCCGGCAGUUGGCUGGCGUCAGCGCCACGCGCAGCCUCCUGGUGAACUUGGCGGUGUGUGACCUGGCCGUGGUGUGUGUGUGCAUGCCCAUCACCCUUGGCAGCCAGAUCUACACUGCCUGGGUCUACGGUGACCUCCUGUGUCGAGCCGUGCCCUUCACGCAGGCUGUUUCAGUCUCAGCCAGUGUUUUAACGCUGACAGUGAUCAGUGUGAAUCGCUACUACAGUGUUCGAUCACCACUGCGAGCUCGCUCCAUGUUUACCAGACGUCGAAUCUUGGCGACGGUGGCCGUGGUGUGGACAGUUUCAUCCAUUAUGUGCGCUCCUAUUGCAGUGAUGAACCGGCGACGAGAGAUCAGCUUUGGGACAUUUGCCAUCUUGGUCUGUCAGGAAGAGUGGCCACAGCAUCGUCUUAAACAGGGAUACAAUGUGCUGCUGUUUGUGAUGCUCUACUGCCUGCCAGUGACCUUUAACCUCACCAUAGGCUUCCUAACUGGCAGACGGCUUUGGGGAGGGAAGAAAUGUACAUUUGCUGAUCUUGAUCCUCGCAGCCAAGCUCUGCAUGCUUCACGCCUCAAGAUGCGCCAGAAGAUAGCCAAGAUGGUGGUGUGUCUGGUGCUGCUGUUUGCUGUGUCCUGGCUACCACUCUACUUGGCUGACCUUUGGAUCGACUGUGAGCAAAGGCCACCAUCUUGGCUCCUGCAGACGCGGCCAUUUGCCCAGUGGCUGGGCCUGACAAACUCCAGCCUUAACCCCAUCUGUUACUGUUUCAUAGGGGAUCUGUACCGCUCAGCAAAGGUGAUACGGAUGCGAUACUACCAAAAAGUCGCCGCUCUCUUCAGCUCCUCCUCAUUCUCUAGCUCAGCUGCAGUGGCAUCUCCUGUCACAAUGAUUACAGACACCAGAGUGACUGUUGGCGAGCGCCACCAUAUUGGUGCUGCUGCUGCUGUGGCAGCAUCUGCAUCCAUCGUCACAAUCCCCAGGCUGUUGAGCUUGGCUAGAGGCCAGGGACUGGGGCAGAAGGUCAGAGACAGUUCAGACAGCCGAGCAGGAUCCGACCACAGUAUCUCAGACUGGUGUCGGUCCAGUCCCAGUGUGUGUGACAGCUCCUUGUUCCCCUGCCAGCUCCACACACUUCAGCACUCCACACAAAGAGCAGACUUCCUCCUAACAAGAAGGCACUCUGUAAAUGAGAAUGCUGCACCAUCACCUUUAAAAAUUGAGUCUGUGGAAAUAGACAUGUUGCCUUUAAGGAGGCAUUCAGGAGACAGAAUAUAUGGUCUGUCAGCUGAUAAGAGAGACAUCAUUACUAUGGGCAGAGACACUCUCUGUUACACUGGGCAGCACAGAAGCAAAACAUCACAAGCCUACUGUCUGGUAGGAGAUGGGGAGGUUGAAACAACCGAUAUGACCAGUCUGUGAAAGCUGCAGAUUAUCUGAUACAUCAGCAGGGAGGAAUUCUUUCUUUUUGUCACACAGAGCUGAUUGACAGUUUACAGGUGACGGUGUGGGUUAAUCCUUGCCAAAGCCAUUGUUUGUUUUAAGGCUAAACUGACCUGGUCUACACUCUCCUUCUUUUUCUGUGUAUCAUCUAAAGCACAGGGGAUUCAGGACCAAUAUCUGCACAGACGAGAUCAGGUUUUUGAAGCCAUGCAGAGGGAGCAGUGAUGGAGUGAACCCUGAAGAGGAAGAGUUGGAGUGUUAUGUAGCCCCAGGCUAGAAAGCCAGUUAUCAGUAAGAAGGAUCUAUUGCAGCAGUGCCAUCACAUGCAAGUCAUAUCAUAAGUGAUUCAGCUGCUAGUCAGAGUUGUGUCUAACAUCUGCUCAAGACAGUAACUUAGCAGGAUGUAAUUGUGUGAUAAAUAUUUUAGUUUAGAUUCUUCUCUUUCUUUCGUAUUGCUUUGCUAAUGGUUUUAAUUGUAUUUGUUGCUCACAGAAAAGGUCAAACCCUGUGUUACAGUGCAAUGUUGGAACAUAGUGUAUCCCACUCAGAUGCAUUAUGCAUAGAGUUUCUGUCUUUACAGGUCAAUGUCAGCAUCAGUGUCUGCAGUCUGUGAAAGAUAAGUGCGGUCGCAGCAGUUGUUCAUGUGUGCAGUCAUACAGGUGAUUUAUAGGGAGCAUGAGAUACACUGUAUAUGAAGCAGAAAAUCAAAAACUCAGAAUACAGUGAAUGGUUACGUUUUGCACAUAAUAACCGUGUGAUAUUGCUAUGAGGUAUGAAAUAGCUUUUCAGGUUCACCUGAUAAUAGCUAGACCAGCUUGUUUGAAAUAAGCUCAAAACAAGUAAGGCUUCUUCAUUCAGAAGAAAUUUAAAAGGUCAGUUCACCCAAAUAACAAACAUGUUUCAUCAUCGAAUGAAAUCAUUUGCAUUCACGUUGAGAUAACCACCGGACUUUUCUAAUGCCACCUGAUAUGAAAUUUUGCUGAAUGUAAGUUUGUUGCU
Micropterus salmoides (largemouth bass) is the source of this 3445-nucleotide messenger RNA. Its product is annotated as neuropeptide Y receptor type 2-like. The transcript has 2 exons. The coding region runs from base 536 to 2425 and encodes 629 amino acids. NCBI's taxonomy places the organism in Eukaryota, Metazoa, Chordata, Actinopteri, Centrarchiformes, Centrarchidae. The record is from RefSeq and is a predicted model, not a curated record. Gene Ontology annotation, biological process: neuropeptide signaling pathway. Gene Ontology annotation, molecular function: G protein-coupled receptor activity; peptide binding. Gene Ontology annotation, cellular component: membrane.